This is a messenger RNA of Hirundo rustica (Barn swallow), 836 nucleotides long. RefSeq names its product basic phospholipase A2 RVV-VD-like. Gene Ontology annotation, biological process: negative regulation of T cell proliferation; phospholipid metabolic process; arachidonate secretion. Bases 286 to 711 code for a protein of 141 amino acids. The transcript is spliced from 4 exons. NCBI's taxonomy places the organism in Eukaryota, Metazoa, Chordata, Aves, Passeriformes, Hirundinidae. The record is from RefSeq and is a predicted model, not a curated record. Gene Ontology annotation, molecular function: phospholipid binding; calcium ion binding.
ACUCAGGGGAGCACUGGGAACGCUGAGAGCCAUGCACAGACUCGACCCCAACUGCCCCACACAUCCAAAACCUCCUGCCAAGAGCUUCACCGUGUAAGGCAUCCCACAGCCAGGGCCUCCAGCAGCGCCAGGAGACCUGCACAGCAGCGGGACCAGCAUGGGGAGGAUUGUCAAUAUUUGCCCACUUUGGGCUCUCCGGAGGAGGGGCCCUGCCGAGGGCGCAUAAAAGCCGUGACCAGCGGCACCCCGGGCUCACCAAACCCCGGAGCUGCCACCACCACCACAAUGAAGCUCCUCUCGCUGCUCCUUUUCUUGCUAGGACUGGCCCUUGCCAGCUGCAACUUGGCCCAGUUUGGAGUGAUGAUUAUGCAAAAGACGGGGAAAUCGCCGCUGGCUUACAACGGGUACGGCUGCUACUGCGGCUGGGGGGGAUCCAAGCAGCCCCUGGAUGCCACCGACAGGUGCUGCCACGCCCACGACUGCUGCUACAAGAAAUUGGUUUCCUCCGGCUGCAGGCCCAAAACGGCCACCUACAAAUAUUCCUUCCAAAGAAACCAAAUAACCUGCGGGACCGGGAACUCGUGCCAGAAAAGGACCUGUGCGUGUGACAAGAAGGCGGUCGAGUGCUUCCAGAGGGCAGCCAGCUCCUACCGCAAAUCCUACGACAACUACCCCAAAUCCAAGUGCAAGGGCAGAACACCCUCCUGCUGAACACACACCUGCCUGGCUGGGGCUCCAAACCUGACAGAAACCAUCGCAGCUGGGGGGUUCUGCCCUCCCUGUGGCCAGGCAGGACGUGGCACAGCCCCGUGGCACCAAAAUGGUGCCCAGCACCU